GGGUAAUCCUAACCUCUCUGAUAGCUAGAUAUCAUGUCGUUUGAUAGUCCUCGCCGAGGCUCUUGUCUCUGUGGCGCGAUCCGCUACGAGUUAUCUGCCGAGAAACCAGUGAUGUACAAUGUCUGCCACUGCAUCGACUGCCAAAAGUCGUCUGGCUCCGCCUUUGUAGCCAAUCUGGGGGUUCACAAAGAGGAGUACGAGAUUGUUUCUGGUCAGGGCACCUUGAAGUCUUACUCAACUUCCUCUACCUCCUCCGGAAACACCCUGACACGUUGGUUCUGCGCCAUUUGCGGCUCAUCCAUGUUCGAAACAACGACAGAGGACAAAAAUCUCGUCAUGCUGCAGAGUGGCACACUAGAUGACGCCACCGACUGGAAGCCUGUGCAGGAGAUAUUCUGCGUCCGUCGGAGGCCGUGGCUAAGAAGGAUCGAUGGAGUUCCUCAAUACGAAAAGUUAGCUCCGGAAAGCUAAACGGAGAACAUAGGCUAUUCUAUAUGCUGCCUUUCUGUAUCCG
This is a messenger RNA of Coniophora puteana RWD-64-598 SS2, 514 nucleotides long. RefSeq lists its product as uncharacterized. The record is from RefSeq and is a predicted model, not a curated record. Gene Ontology annotation, molecular function: carbon-sulfur lyase activity. Bases 34 to 471 code for a protein of 145 amino acids. The transcript is spliced from 2 exons. NCBI's taxonomy places the organism in Eukaryota, Fungi, Basidiomycota, Agaricomycetes, Boletales, Coniophoraceae.